GGUGGCUGGAGUUGUGGUGUGUAAAUACAACUUUAUUACACAAAUGAUGGUUUCUAUUGUUUGUUUCCCUAACUUCAUUAUUAUAAACUUUCAAUUUCUUUCAGGUCAUGGUUAUUGCAUUCUCUCUAGGAUUAGGAGCAAUGCCAUGGAUUAUAAUGUCUGAGAUUCUUCCGAUUAACAUCAAAGGCCUAGCUGGAAGUUUUGCAACACUUUCCAAUUGGUUCUUUUCCUGGUUGGUUACAUUAAUAGCAAAUUUGCUCUUGGAUUGGAGUUCGGGAGGAACCUUCACAAUAUAUACUGCAGUGUAUGUUUUCACAGCAGGAUUUGUUGCCAUUUGGGUCCCCGAGACAAAGGGAAAAACUCUUGAAGAAAUACAACAGUUUUUCAGAUGAAGUUUCCUUUCGAGUAGCACUUCAGCUAGUGUUCACUCAUGUAUUCACAUUCAUAUUUUUUUUUCUGAAUCAACUCAAUUCAUUUUUGUGCUCUUUGGUCUUGUUAAAUAUGAAAAAUACCAAAACAGUGUGAUUUUCUAAUCUAGCAGCAUACUUGCAUUUUUGUUGUAAUUGAUUGAUUAUAAACAAAUAAAUGAAAG
Molecule: messenger RNA, 592 nt
Organism: Lathyrus oleraceus (garden pea)
Lineage: Eukaryota; Viridiplantae; Streptophyta; Magnoliopsida; Fabales; Fabaceae
Product: sugar transporter ERD6-like 6
Exons: 3
Coding region: 108-392 (94 amino acids)
Biological process (GO): transmembrane transport
Cellular component (GO): membrane; plant-type vacuole
Molecular function (GO): transmembrane transporter activity
Source: RefSeq, a predicted model, not a curated record